Messenger RNA from Bactrocera oleae (olive fruit fly), 1199 nucleotides. NCBI's taxonomy places the organism in Eukaryota, Metazoa, Arthropoda, Insecta, Diptera, Tephritidae. The record is from RefSeq and is a predicted model, not a curated record.
GACGUCGGGCAAUGGAAUCUAUGGCAUGUGCUCGAAAGGAAACGGCUAUCUCUCCGACCUUUCUCGCUAUCUUUCUGCAAGGAGCCUGACAUCCUCCCCCACUAAUUACACAGCGACAAUUUUUACAAACUGGACGAAGGAUUAGAGACUAGAUCUAGACAUUUCAGUCGAUAACAUUAAAAUUCCGAACAACCCUUAAAUUUUAGGCGUUACAUUCGACAGCCUGUGCUCCUUCAGUCACACGACCGCGAUAACUGCUAAAGUACAGAGCCGCAACAAAAUCAUCCAAUCGCUUGCCGACAGCUCUUGGGGAAAGGUCAAAGAAACGCUGCUGGCAACUUACAAGGCAAUCGGCCGACCAGUCUUUAACUAUGCUGCUCCAAUAUGGUCGCCUGGAUGUAGUGCAACGCGAACGAAAAAGCUUCAUACUUGUCAAAACAAUGUACUCCGGACUAUCACGGGAUGCCUCUUGAUGUUCCCAAUAGAACAACUGCAUUGUGGGGCCCGUAUGCUUCCGGUUAAGGAACAUAACGAGCUCCUCUUCAAGCAGUUUCUGCUGGGAUAUUUCCGUAGAAACCACACCUGCAAUCGUCUGCUUGAAGCGGAACCGCCCCCUAAGAAAAUCAAAAGGUCCUUUCUUGAUUACGUCGACGACAUUAGACAAUACGCCGACCAGACUUCGGACGCAACGAACUUUAGACAAGCAAUGACCGCCAUUCAUAGUGGAGCCAUCAACACCUUCACCGACUCCCUUUCAGUGAAUGGCAUACUAGGAGUCAAACCACCACCCAUCGCAGACGUAGAGCUCGAGUUGCCUUGUGAAUCUAGAGUGACCUUCGCGCAACUUCGGUCUGGAUACUGUAACAGGUUAAGCUCCUACUUAUCCAGAAUCGACCCCUAUAUACCAAAUAUACACUAACCACUUUUUGCAUGUCCAACGAACCCACUCAUCUAAAACCCAUUUACCUAUGGUCCGACCCUGUCGAAACAUCUCGUUUCCUGGGCCUCCCGUUUGAUGACCUCGACGACAACCAAACUAUAACUUACCACCCAAGCGGGAACUAGAUAACUGUUACAACAACAACAACAAUCGUCAUCGCGCCAUGAUAACCGACUUUUUAAUACCUGAAAUUGAGACUCGUGAUCUCGGCGACAGUUGGUUUCAACAAGAGGGCGCCACUUCCCACACAUUGCAUCAA